AUGUCUGGUUUAUUACCUCAACAAACCCCCCAUGCGGCUCCUCCAAGUGUCACUCGUCCCCCCUUUGAUUCAGCAUUUAAGAAUGCAGGGGGGUUGGCACAUUUCACCGACGAGCUAAAGCUUGACGCUGUGCGGGAAUAUGCGUCGAAAGACAGCAUUGAUGCCAUUCUGGAUAAAUUUCCCCAUCUUGCUCACGCUGAGUAUAGCGUACCAGCUGUUAUGGGCUUUGAUGAUCAUUCGACCGUCCUUUCUACUUUCCAAUCAAAAUCGUCAACAAACACCAAAAAAUCAGUCUUGUAUUACAUCCAUGGCGGAGGUCAGGUCAGCGGAAAUCGGUUCAGUGGCCUCGAUGCAGUCAUCAGUCUCCUUCCCAACAACGACGAUAUUGUGUUCGCUUCUAUCGAAUAUCGGUUGGCGCCCGAACAUCGUGCUCCAGCGGGAGCUGAGGAUUGUUAUGCUGGGCUCGUCUAUCUUGCGGACAAAUCCGUGGAACUCGGCAUCGAUCCUUCAAAGUUUGUCGUGUUCGGCAUUUCUGGCGGCGGACCACUUGCGGCAGCUUCAUGUAUGCUGUCCCGAAACCGCAGAUAUCCCCAGAUUCGGGCCCAGAUGCUUUCUGUCCCUAUGCUCGAUGAUCGGGAUGAUAUCGGUGUAUCAUGGAAACAGUUUGAGACCGGCACCCUGUGGCCAGGCAAAUCAAAUCGCAUGGCUUGGGAUAUGGUUCUUGGGCCGGAAAGAGGAGGCCCUCAUGUCGAUGAGAUACAGUGUGCAGCCAGGGCAACUGACCUAUCAAAGUUGCCUCCCGCCUUUAUUGAUGUAGGCGAAUGUGAAGUUUUCCGCGAUGGAGCAGUGGCAUAUGCUUCGCGCCUGUGGGAAUCUGGUGGCACGGCUGAGCUACACGUCUGGCCAGGUGUGUACCACGGGGCACAUUUGUUAGAGGAUACUCCCGUAACGCGAGCAAUGCUGGCUGCGGAAAAGGAUUACAUCGUUCGAGCGCUUGGCAUUCGCGAAGGUUAG
Molecule: messenger RNA, 1014 nt
Organism: Aspergillus versicolor CBS 583.65
Lineage: Eukaryota; Fungi; Ascomycota; Eurotiomycetes; Eurotiales; Aspergillaceae
Product: alpha/beta hydrolase
Exons: 1
Coding region: 1-1014 (337 amino acids)
Molecular function (GO): hydrolase activity
Source: RefSeq, a predicted model, not a curated record